Molecule: messenger RNA, 2121 nt
Organism: Brassica oleracea var. oleracea
Lineage: Eukaryota; Viridiplantae; Streptophyta; Magnoliopsida; Brassicales; Brassicaceae
Exons: 4
Coding region: 1-2121 (706 amino acids)
Source: RefSeq, a predicted model, not a curated record
AUGAAAACCCAAAUCAUGUUGAAUCGACAUGAUCCGAAGGCAAAAGAAGACGGCUCGAUUAGUGUAGGAGGAGAGGACAUGUCUAUGGCUAUGGUUACAUUAUCCGGAGAAGCCAUCGACAAAUCUGUCGCCCCGGGAACCGACCAAAGUCCCCGAGAUGAGGAAUCAAGAGAAGUAGACGGAAGAGAAAAAGAGAAGGAAGCCGGAGACGAAGGAGAGAAUAAGGCCAAAGAAGGGGAUGAGGAAAUGGAGCCCCGAAAAAACGACGAAGAAGCUGAUGAAAGGGCGAUCCAAUUGGUACGACAUACUAAGUCGCAUGCAGAGUCGUUUGUUGAUGACGAAGAAGAAGGAAUGCGACCGCUGAAGUUGCACUUUCCUUCAAGCCAGUAUCAAAAGUCUAUAAAGCUUUCAGGAAAAUGUUACAUUGACAAUGCGAUAAGAAAUAUACAAACGAUCCUGAAAGAGAAGGAGGUGAAAUGGUUCAUAGAGCACCCACAAUUCCAACAUUUCUUCCAUAUUAAAAACCGAAAGCAGAAGUGGAUGGGAAUGUGGGUUCUCGUUUUGCGAUCAGCUUGUGUUGCGAAGAAGCAUGAGUUAUGGUUUGCUGUUAAUGGCGUCCCAAUCCGAUACUCUCUCAGAGAAUUAGAACUCAUUUCUGAACUAUACUGCCAUGAGUAUCCCCCCAACCAUGAGAGGUUGGGUGGUACAACAUUCAUGAACAAGUAUUUUGAAGGGAAAAGGGUAACAUACGCUGACCUGGAGAUGCAGAUGUUGGCAAUGAAAUCAAAGCCAUCUGAGGAUCGUAAGAAGAUGGCUGCUAUGUACUUCUUAGCCAGCAUCCUCGUCGGAGGCCGAAAGAGUGGUGAGGGAGCAUCACCUGUGGACAGUUUCUUCAUGACUGUUGUUGAUGACCUAGAUGCGUGUGAAACGUUCCCUUGGGGACGGUAUGCAUUCGAACAUAACUUGAAAGAUGUCUCUACCUUCUUGGAGAAAUGUGAUGGGGUUGCACCGACGAUUUGGGUUUUUACAAGCUUUCCUAUCCUUUUGGAGUUGUUGGCCUUUGAGGCAAUUCCAAGCUUGAGGAACCAUUUCCGAGAAAAUGUGAGUGGUGCACGCAGUGGUUGCCCGCGGAUGUGCAAGAUGCAGUACAAACGCAAAAGUGGAACCAGGGAAUUCAGUCUGAAUGCUGUGAAUGAUAAAAUUGGUAAUAGUACAAAGGAUAUUGAGAGUAUCUUGGUAGCAACAGCAGCUGAGAAGAAACUUCUGGAAACCAUAUGGAUGGACAAGGAAAGUUGUUGGGCCGAUGACGACGAUGAUGCAGCAGUUGAUCGUUGGACGAAGAUAAAACGGAAAGGGAAGAAACAAGUUUUCUUUGAAGAACAGUUCGGCAUUGAUUUUGAGGCUCGUACAUCUCGUAAUGAAGGUCAGGCUCAUGCAGAAUCUGGUCAGGCUCAUGCAGAUUCGGUAGAGGCUACUGGAGCUACUCCUGAAUCUGCUUUUCAAGCGAUGGAAGGUCGGCUUAUGAAUGCAGUCCGAGAGGCUAUGAAGGAAAUGAACGAAAAAGUCACUUCAUUGUCGCAUAAGCUAGCUCUUUUAGAAGAGGAGGUGAAAAGUCUUAGGUUGAGUGACAAGCCGGCAGACCAAGAUGCCCCUCAGAAGCAGGCGGACCAAGAUGCCCCUCAAAAGCAGACUGACCAAGAUGAUAGUAGUGAGGAUGAUGAGUCGGGGGAAGACGAUGGUAGUGACAAUAAAGAGUCGGAAGAAGAGGAUGGUAGUGACAGUAAAGAUGGUGGUUUCAUCGAGGAUGUUACAAAUGAAAAUCAGGGGGGCGAUGGUGACAUGGAUGACACUGAUGCAGAGAUGUAUGCACAUGCAGCGGAGUUCGAGAGAAGUUUAGAGAUGAAAAAGAAGAGGCCAAGAGAGGAUGAUGGAAAUGAAGCAGUUCGUGCGAAAAGUAGGUUUAGUCCCGUUGGUACAAGAAGUAAGAAGGCAGCUGAGAAGACAGCAGCUGAGAAGGCACCAGGUAAGAAGGCACCAGGUAAGAAGACACCAGAUAAAAAGGCAGCAGGUAAGAAGGCAGCUGAGGAGGACGCAGCCCAGAAGAAGCAGAAGACGGAGUGA